Messenger RNA from Bolinopsis microptera, 2411 nucleotides. Its product is annotated as E3 ubiquitin-protein ligase TRIP12-like. Gene Ontology annotation, cellular component: nuclear speck. The record is from RefSeq and is a predicted model, not a curated record. The transcript has 22 exons. NCBI's taxonomy places the organism in Eukaryota, Metazoa, Ctenophora, Tentaculata, Lobata, Bolinopsidae. Gene Ontology annotation, molecular function: ubiquitin protein ligase activity. Gene Ontology annotation, biological process: proteasome-mediated ubiquitin-dependent protein catabolic process; protein polyubiquitination. Bases 87 to 2411 code for a protein of 774 amino acids.
CACUACUAUAUAACAAAUAAUUUGAGUUAUGUGAUGCGUACCCCAACGUUAAUGGAAUUUCUCAAAAUUUUUGUGUGGACUAACAAAUGGAUGACGACAAAGGUUCUGGAGAGCCUUCAAUAAGACGAUCUAAAAGACUUGAGGAUCGUAGCAGGAUCCCAUCGGAGGACACUCCUGAUAAAAAAGGAAAGAAAAGGAAGGUAUCCAGCACCCCCUCGCCGGAGUGCCAGUCCAAAUACAAGCUCCGAAAGUUCUUGCGUUCAACUUCGCCUUCUUUUCCGUCUACAUCUAGGGCCGGAAGCACUCUGGGUAACGUUAACAAGUCACUGAGCUCGGACCCGUCCCAGUCAGCCUCCCCCUCCCGUUCCUCCACACUCAAAGCAGAACCAGAUGCAGGAUCAUCUGCAGGAACAAGUGCCAUGUCCACCACAAACCCCGCUGAAUCUUCUGACGACAAUAUGAACAACCCCGAGGACGACAUAGCAAGAUUACAGAAUCUGCUGGAAGCGCGCGGAGUACCCCCGCACGUGCUCACCUCAUUUGGCUCACGUAUGCACUUAUUCCUUAACCGGAGCAGCUCUACCAUGUCCCACGCGCAGCAGCUUCUUGGUAAACUUCAGAGUAAACAGGAGGCUCAACAACUUGAUGCUUGUGUUGAACUCUGUCAGAUGCUUGUGAUGGGAAAUGAAGAGACACUAGCUGGAUUCCCUGUCCGACAGUCCGUUCCCCUGCUGAUAAACCUUCUCAGCGCUGAAGACAACAUGCACCUUAUGUUGCAGGCGUGUCGUGCACUGACCUAUAUUAUGGAGAGUUUGCCCCGUUCUACUAGCUAUGUUGUGGAGGCGAUACCCCAUCUACUUCUUAAGCUGAAGAGUAUCCAGUGUAUGGACGUGGCGGAACAAGCACUAGCAGCCCUGGAUAUGCUAAGCAAGAAACACGCUAAGAGUAUUCUCCACUCUGGUGGCUUGUCGGCGUGUCUUUGUUUUAUUGACUUCUUCUCGCUAAAUGCUCAGCGCAGUGCACUUAACAUCACAGCUAACUGUUGUCAAGUAGUGACCUCCAAUGAUGGGCACCUCUUCAUGGAGUCAAUACCUGUCCUUAUCUCGAAACUAAAUACUCAGGAUAAGAAGUUGCUGGAAAGUUGCUGUUUGACAUUCUCCAGACUGGUUGAGCAACUUAAAACUAGCCCCGUCAUGUUGAUGGAACUCUGCAAGGACGGUCUCAUCACUAAUCUUCAGCAGCUAUUGUUAGUGGGUUCAGCCUCAGUGAUGACAACCAACGUAUUCACAAUGGUGCUGCGUAUACUGUCUACUGUGUUCCAGUAUUGUACCAGUCUUGCUACCGAGUUCAUCAAACAAGAUGCGAGUGGUACAAUAAGGUCGCUACUAGUGGGUAACAAGACCCCAGUAGAGAUAGGACUCACCCCUACCCUACUACACCGCUCUUCUAACGAACUCUUUGAGAUUCUCUGUCUUUGUGCGGAACUUCUUCCACAGCUCCCUAAAUACGGAGUUUUCUCCGUGGAUAACCUGAUAAGUGGGAAUGAUGAAGAGAAACACAGACAGUGGUUCUACCGAGAUAGCUCACGUGACCACGAUUCUUGGCAGAGCUUCAGCAAACAAGAGAACAAGAUCGUUAGUUCUAGCUGUGAUUCAGGUGAGACUGACGUUGUGCUGGCUAUGAAGAUAAACUCAAACGUUGCUUCUGAUUUUACCCUCGAUCUCAGCACCAUGAAAAUGGAGAAUGAAGAAACUGGCCCAGUGGACAACACCUCACCUCACUCACAACACGAUACCAACUCCUAUCACAGCGGUGAUGACGUCACUAAUGAUGACGUCACUAAUGAUGACGUCACUAAUGAUGACGUCACUAAUGAUAAUAUUUCGUGCGAUGAUAUUUUAAACUACCUCUCUGACGAUUUUAAUGAUUCAGGUGAACUGUACGACAUUACAACGUCCAGAAAGAAGACGUUUAUCCCUGAGUUACUGCACUCCGCCAGUAAAGAUAAGGAUAAAGAGGAUUGUAGGCUUACUUUGUUGAACGAUGAACCGGCCCUUUAUGAUGAGCUGUGUCAGACGAUGUUGUUGCUCCUGUUCGAAGUUUACCGCAGCACCGCAACUCCCAACGUGAGAUACAAGUGUCUUCACUGUCUGCUCCGGAUAAUAUACCACUCCCGUCCGGACUCAAUCAAGAGUAUUGCGGAGUUACUGCCGUUAUCUAGUACUGUAGCAGGCAUGCUGAGCAGCCAAGACAGCAGGUUGGUGAUUUACGGUCUGCAGCUGUCGGAGAUAUUGAUGAAGAAACAACCGGUAGUGUUCGCUGUGUACUUUAAAAGGGAGGGAGUUAUGCAUGCCGUGAAGAAGAUUCUAGCGGAGAGCUCUUCUAUGCCGGGGAGAUCUAAUAUCGGUUAG